Messenger RNA from Coregonus clupeaformis (lake whitefish), 3639 nucleotides. Its product is annotated as signal transducer and activator of transcription 5B. The transcript is spliced from 19 exons. Bases 489 to 2855 code for a protein of 788 amino acids. Lineage: Eukaryota; Metazoa; Chordata; Actinopteri; Salmoniformes; Salmonidae. Gene Ontology annotation, molecular function: DNA-binding transcription factor activity, RNA polymerase II-specific; RNA polymerase II cis-regulatory region sequence-specific DNA binding. Gene Ontology annotation, biological process: cell surface receptor signaling pathway via JAK-STAT; defense response; regulation of transcription by RNA polymerase II. The record is from RefSeq and is a predicted model, not a curated record.
CUUACCCAUGUAUUUAGGGUCUGCAUGGUACAGUUGUUGUUACAAAGCCAGGCAAUAACUGUAAGUCGCUCUGGAUAAGAGCGUCUGCUAAAUGACUAAAAUGUAAAUGUAGGUGUGUAUUAACUAGCUUAUAUAAAUAGCCUAUUUUAGCUAGCUAUAAGACGGAGGAGGUAGCGCUGCUAUAACCAAAACGAGCAUUCCCCCCGGAAGUGGGUGGUGCAUGCUAAUAGUUUGAUGUUAACGUUAGUUAGCUAGCUACAUAGUAGCAGCAACAGCUGGUUGCUAGUUGAUUUUCUUGCCAAGCAAAGAGAAAACUGGCCAUUACUAUACCGGUUAUGGUUCGAUAUGACAAACAGCAACAUAUCUGGGUAACAUUAGCUAGCUAGCUAACGUUAAACACAAAACGUUUGGAGGGCUUAGUUUUGGUGUUUCCUGUGCCCUAUGAUCUAAAUCAGAUUUGCUGUCUGGAAAUAGGGGGCUAAAGGAGGAUGGCGGUGUGGAUCCAAGCCCAGCAGCUACAGGGGGAUGCUCUGCACCAGAUGCAGUCUCUCUACGGACAGCACUUCCCCAUAGAGGUGCGCCACUACCUAGCCCAGUGGAUCGAGGGGCAGCUCUGGGACUCUGUGGAGCUAGAGAACCCCCAGGAUGAGCUGAAGGCCAAGCGUCUGCUGGACGGCCUGGUGCAGGAGCUACAGAGGAAGGCCGAGCACCAGGUGGGGGAGGACGGCUUCCUGCUCAAGAUCAAACUGGGACACUACGCCAGCCAGCUCAAGAGCACGUAUGACCGCUGUCCUCUUGAGCUGGUGCGCUGCAUCAAACAUAUCCUCCACACGGAGCAGAGGCUGGUGCAGGAGGCCACCAAUGCCAUCGGGGGCGGCGGGGGUGGCGGGACCAUGGACAGCCUGUCCCAGAGGCACCAGCAGAUCAACCAGACGUUCGAGGAGCUGCGCGUGGCCACGCAGGAGACGGAGAACGAGCUGCGCAAGCUGCAGCACAACCAGGAGUAUUUCAUCAUUCAGUACCAGGAGAACCUGCGCAUCCAGGCCCAGUUGAGCAGUCUGUCGGCCGUGCCGGCGGAAGAGCGAGCCCAGAGGGAGACCAGCCUGCAGGCCAAGAGAGCCACCGUGGAGGCUUGGCUCACCAGGGAGGCCAACACACUGCAGAAAUACAGACUGGACCUGGCGGAGAAGCACCAGAAGACUCUGGGCCAGCUGAGGAAGCAGCAGACGCUGAUCCUGGAUGAGGAGCUGAUCCAGUGGAAGAGACGACAGCAGCUGGCUGGCAACGGGGGGCCCACUGAGGGGGGACUGGAUGUCUUGCAGUCCUGGUGUGAGAAGCUGGCGGACCUGAUCUGGCAGAACCGGCAGCAGAUCCGGCGGGCUGAACACCUGACCCAGCAGCUGCCUCUGCCUGGCCCAAUGGAGGAGCUGCUCACCAAGCUCAACUCUGACAUCACCGACAUCAUCUCCGCCCUCGUCACCAGUACGUUUAUAAUAGAGAAGCAGCCGCCCCAGGUGCUGAAGACCCAGACUAAGUUUGCGGCUACUGUGCGCUUACUGGUGGGCGGGAAGCUCAACGUGCACAUGAACCCCCCGCAGGUCAAGGCAGUCAUCGUCAGCGAGCAGCAGGCCAAGGCCCUGCUCAAGAAUGAGAGCACCCGCAAUGACAGCAGUGGAGAAAUUCUCAACAACAACUGUGUGAUGGAAUACCACCGGACCACAGGAACCCUCAGUGCCCACUUCAGGAACAUGUCCCUGAAGCGGAUCAAACGGUCGGACCGUCGCGGGGCUGAGUCAGUCACAGAGGAGAAGUUCACAGUCAUGUUUGAGUCCCAGUUCAGCGUGGGGGGCAACGAGCUGGUGUUCCAUGUCAAGACAUUAUCUCUCCCUGUGGUGGUGAUAGUUCACGGUAGUCAAGACAACAACGCCACGGCAACGGUCCUGUGGGACAAUGCUUUUGCAGAGCCGGGCAGGGUGCCAUUCAUAGUGCCUGACAAGGUGCUGUGGCCCCAGCUGUGUGAGGCCCUGGACAUGAAAUACAAGGCAGAGAUGCACAGUGCCCGCGGCCUCUCCGACGACAACCUGGUCUUCCUGGCCCAGAAGGCCUUCAGCAGCGGCAGCAUAAACCCAGACGACUACCGCAACAUGACCAUGUCCUGGGCCCAGUUCAACCGGGAGAGCUUGCCUGGGAGGAACUUCACCUUCUGGCAGUGGUUUGAUGGAGUCAUGGAGCUCAUGAAGAAACACCUGAAGCCCCACUGGAAUGACGGGGCGAUCAUGGGCUUUGUGAACAAACAGCAGGCCCAGGACAUGCUGAUGUCCAAGCCCAACGGGACCUUCCUGCUCCGCUUCAGUGACUCUGAGAUCGGGGGCAUCACCAUCGCCUGGGUGGCAGAGAACCCCAACAAAGCAGGGGAGAGGCUGGUGUGGAACCUCAUGCCGUACACAACCAAAGACUUUUCCAUCCGCUCACUAGCCGACCGCAUCAGUGACCUCAACCACCUCAUGUUCCUCUAUCCCGACCGGCCCAAGGACGAGGUCUUCUCCAAGUACUACACCCCUCCUCUCUCAAAAGCAGUGGAUGGCUACGUCAAACCGCAGAUCAAGCAGGUUGUGCCAGAAUUCACUACUCCCAACCCUGAGCCGUCCAGUGGGAACCCCACCUACAUGGACCAGGCACCCUCCCCGUCAGUAGCUCACCCCAACAACUUUGCAAUUUUCCCUCCCAUCAGAAGUGACCCCAUGAUGGACGCAGAUGGAGAGUUUGACCUGGAAGACACCAUGGAUGUGGCCCGACACGUGGAGGAGCUCCUGCGGCGGCCCAUGGCCAACCAGUGGGACGGCCAACAGUCCUGAACUUUCACCUUUGACCCCUGCACCCCAACAAGAGCAAGCACCCAGAAAACAUCCAAUGGUUUUGAUUCCAUUGGUUUAUUGUCUAUUUUUGUCAAUUCCCAAAUGUGAAAUGUAAGUAAUAUUUGAGCUAUUGGAUUCUUCUCUGAUCUUCUUGACGUGGCAAUUGAUUAUAUAAAAAAAAAAAAACCUGUUGAAGAAAAAGCACAGUAGGAAAGGUUUGUUUGGAAGUAAGUACUGAGAAAAAUGUAGGAAGGUGUGUUACUAUAUACAGCUAUCUUUUUACAAAAAUGUUUAGCUAUGCUGCUUAUGGCCAUACUCUGAGAAUGUUUAAAGAACAGGAAGGCCCGCACACUGUUUAUGAUCCCAAUUCACCGCUUUAUUGACAACAUUUAGAUCCAAACCGGAUCUUCGUCAGGUCAAAUAGACGGAGUGCUCACAUCCCAAAAUGUACACAUUUCACCUCACAUGACCAUGACACAUGGUGGGUGUGGAAACAAUUCAAUUAACUUUUGCUCAUAGUUAAUCAGAGGUACAUAUGGUCAUAAAGGAUUAUAUACAUACAAAUCGGGCUGAGUUAAAACCUAGGCAACAGUAAAAAAGAUCACGUUGGCAUAUGUCCAUUACGCACAGGAGGCGCGGUGGCCAUAGAUAUAAUUACAGUGACCUAUUUCAAAACCAAUUGUGUACCUCCUAAUAAUUAGAUAUAAAUGAGAUGGGCACAUGUAGCAGUCACAGAAAAUAUAAUAUAUACAGUACCAGUCAAAAGUGUGGACACACUUACUCA